Paramisgurnus dabryanus is the source of this 487-nucleotide messenger RNA. RefSeq names its product complexin 4b (gene cplx4b). NCBI's taxonomy places the organism in Eukaryota, Metazoa, Chordata, Actinopteri, Cypriniformes, Cobitidae. The record is from RefSeq and is a predicted model, not a curated record. Gene Ontology annotation, biological process: neurotransmitter transport; synaptic vesicle exocytosis; regulation of neurotransmitter secretion. Gene Ontology annotation, molecular function: syntaxin binding. Gene Ontology annotation, cellular component: SNARE complex; terminal bouton.
UUCAAUAAUCAGCCGAAGAAGUAGAAUCAACUUGUGAAAUGGCUCGUGAUGGAAUGUCCAGAGAGGAAUAUGAGGAAUAUCAGAAACAGAUGGUGGAGGAAAAGAUGGAAAGAGAUGCAGAAUUUGCAACUAAAAAGGCAGAGAGGGCUUGUUUGAGGACGUGUUUAAGAGACAAAUACAGACUUCCAAAGAGUGAACAGGAUGAGAUAAUGAUCCAGCAGGCUGGAGAUGAUGUUGAUGUUCCCGAGGAACUGAUUAAGAUUGUAGAUGGAGACGCUCCACAGGAGGAGGAGAAGACAUCCAUGAUGGAGAACCUUCAGAGCAUGGACAUGGAGCAGCUGAAGGAAAAAGCCCAGGCCACAUUUGUGGAGAUGAAAUCCAAAGCUGAGGAAAAGUGCACUAUUAUGUGACAUGUUAACGAGGUGCUUUCAUAAGUUUUGCAUGUUGCCUAAUUUCAGAGAGACGUGAACUUGUAUACAUUUUACCC